AUGAAUAGCUCCACGACUAGUCUAUCAAGCGAGGUAUGUGAUUCACUUUUUGAUUGCCGGUGUUUAGGAGAAAGUUUGUUUACCGAUGUUUAGACUACAGCUUGCUUACUGAUGUUUAGAAGGCAAUAGGCUUAGUGAUUUAUAGGUUUUCAAAAUAUAGUUGGCACGCGGCGAGAAAAGUUCAAGCUAAAGGUCAAGAAGGAACGAUAAAAUUUAAGGCUAAAGUUUCGAGAUAUAGCUGAAGCUUGAAGUGAAAUUUAAAGUCCAUAAAAGUCUCAUUUGUGGUGCCUUUAAACCAUUUGAAAGACAUAAUAAUAGGAAUAUCAACUGAGUAAAUGUCUACUCCAAUAUAGGCCUAUGAAAGAGAAUUUUAAGCUAAAACAUUUUCAAAACGGCUUAUUUUAAAUAACAAAGUUGUCUAAGUCAGCUUAUUAAAAGCUGUAAUGGUCCAUGGCAGCUAGCUCACACUAAUAAUUUAAAACAAGCAAGCUUUCAAACUUACAAGAACCUAAACUAAGCACUACUACCUGAUGAAAAUCUAAAACAAGACACUCGUAUGCUCUCCUUUGUUCGCACUAGAAUUACCCGGCAAUGACUCAGCUGAGGGUUAUUGUUGCGCAAAGGGAAAUUAAAAUUUGUUGGAGAACAACGUGAAAUUCCGGUCGCCUCCAGAGAAAGCGAAACGAGUGUCUCUCUCCACCUCACCUGAUCACGAGUUGGAAGAGUGUGGGGCUCUGUGUGCUUUUUUCGGAUAAAACGUAUUUCCUCCGCUUUUUAUUAUUCGGUUUUAAUUCCCCGCUGUCAGCUCUAAUCAACCCCAAACCCUAAUCGUGAAUUCGGAUAUUCGCCGAGACGCGAGAGGUUAUUUUGGAGUUAUUGAGGGUUGCUUAAAUUAAGCGGAAAUUCUAAUUGCUAGCUGAAUUUGUGAAGGUUUGCUACUGAAAUCAUCACCUUUUUCAAAAUUUGCUCUAUGACGAAACUUUAAAUAUUGUUGAACCAAAGGGCAAUGCUUUGAAUUUUAACAAGAUUCUGCUUGAUUUUUGAACUACUAAAGUUUCCAAAGAUUUCUACGAACACUUGUGAUAAGAUAUUGUCGUUUUGAUAAGAAAUCGCUAUUUCUGAAAGGACACUUCAACGACUUUUAAUUGACUUGCAAUUAACAUCGUUUGUUAUUAUCUACACUAAUUGGUACCUAUGAUUCAAGUUAUUGUUACUUAAACUUUAAAAAUUUGGGCUAUUGUUAACUAAACUUUAAAAAGUCGGUUAAACUUCUAAACAAUCACUAAAACAACAUUAAUUUGUGCUACUCCUUUUGAGCCUUAAUUAACCACCACUUUCCCAAAUUGACGUGAAUGGGGACGUGUUUUAAAACAUCACCCACCUUUUUCACCUCCGUUCGCCGCCUAAAGUAAUGAAAAAUGCGCGAAAUCGAAAAGCAAACCCUGAAGAAAGCGGAGCCGGCCGCUUCGUUGCCCGCAACACUGCCACCUUCCUUAUCAGUGGUGGAAGACGAAAAUAAACCCCCGCUGGCGGUCCGGCGUCAACUUUUGCUUCAGCAGCGGCGGGCCCAGUCGAACGACAGCUCCCGCUACACUUACAUUCCACCAUUCCAGGUCGUAUAUGGCGCCAAUUCUGUAGCAUCCGAGGAGAGUGCGCGAGUCAUGUCCGAAAAAGUACAGAUGUUGGCAUCGUCGAUUUACAAGGAGUUGGAGCUGAUGAUCAAAAAGUAUGGAGAGGAUAGUGUUAAAGUAAGUUGGUUUGUUUGUUGUUUUUGGUUUUUAGGUAUGAAUAUUGUUUUUUGAUGAAGUUAUGAUUAAGAGUGAUAAAAUAUUGUAGUUUUGAUUGCAUUGAGAUCAAUCACAAUAAAAUUUGAUCCAAAAUACAUCUUGAAAUUGAAGUUUCAAACGGUUUUUCAAGAAAGAUAUUUUUUUGCUGUUGACAUUAAAAAAUCUGUUUUUAGGAAUGAAACCUGUGGUUUUGAAACUUUUUUAGUUAAAUUUAUGUUAAUCUUCAUUUACAGAUAUUGAGAAUUAUUUUUUAUGAAUUUUUGACAUUACUCUGACUUUUUGUUACCUAAAAACAUUUUUACGUUAAAAAACAUGUAAAAAUCACAUGAAACGUAAAAUAACCCUUAGUUUAAUGUAGAGAAAGCGUUUAUAAAUCAAAAAUAAUUGGUUUAUGAUGUGUAAAGUUGUUUCUUCUUUGAUCAGAACAAUAUAUUUUUGAUCAGCUAUAUGAUUUUCAAUACAUUAAUUUUAGGAGUUAAUGCCGUUGGUAGUGAAUGUCUUGGAAUCUCUCGAUACAGCUUAUGUUGACAAAGAUGAACAUGCUGUGGAUGUGGAGAUGUUGAAGGAAGAAAACGAACAGUUAUUGAAUCAAUAUGAACGUGAACGACAGACUAGAAAACAACAAGAUCAGGUACGGAUUUUUAUUUUUUGUUUUAUGUUUAGGUAACAAUUCUAGGACUAUUUUGAAGUAAAGGAUAAAUAAAUAUAAAAAACUAAUUUCAGAAAUACCUAGAACUAGAAGAGCAUCUAACAGAUCAAAACCGAGAGCUCGAGACCAAAGUCGAGCAACUAGAAGGGAAUAUACGAAUACUAGAGCUAAAAGCUCGCAAUGCCAAUGAUCAUGUAUCUAGAUGUGAAGAAAGAGAAAGUGAACUACGUGGAGAGUACGAUAAACUUCAUGAAAGAUACAACGAUCUUCUUCGAACUCAUAUUGAGCACGUCGAAAGGACCAAAUACCAGAUGGGACAUGACAACUUUGGUAUGGUGUUACCUUCGAAUCCUAACCGGCAAGUUUUUUUAUUGUUUUUUGGUGUUUAGGUAACAAAUCUUGGAUUUUGUUGUCUAGAAAUGACAUUUUUCAGUGGCGGCAUGGCAGCCAGUGUAGAUGCAAACGUUCGAGGUAUCAGCGACCUAAUCAGUGCUACUCAUAUGACUCAAAGUACACAUGCUAGCGUAAAUUUGGCUAACCAUAUUAGUCUGGAAAAGGACUUCCACGAAGAGUUUGGACAGGACGCGGAAGACCUAUUGAAUUCGAGUAGAAAGGAUGGUCAAGAUGCUCGAAAUGAAUUGGAACAGGAAGCUCCACCAGAUACCGACCGGUCGGAAGAAGAGGAGCAAGACGAUGGAUUGGUUGCUCAGUUAACUGGUAUGGUUUUUGGGGGUUUUUUUUAUUUAUUUUAGAGUUAGGUUUUGAUAUUUGACCAUUAUUUUAUAAAGAAGUUCCAAAUAAGGUUUUAUCAGGCGUCUUAGUAAUUUUAGGUAACUUUUGGUGGACUUUUUGAUACUUUUAGGUAGUUUUUUGAAUUUUUAGCUUAAAGUUUUAAAAGUUUUGGCCUAUGACACUAUUUUUAUAAGCUUUCACUUAAGAGUUUUGAUGCUUAAUAUUUUUCAAAUAUUUUGAUAGUUUUGAAGUUAUUUUAAACUAGUUUUAAAGUUUUUAUGAAGUGUAAUGUACACAAAACUGAUUUUUCUUGUUUGAAGGUGCCCUCGUAGAUCCAGCGGAAUUCGCAUCAGCGGGUAAAAUACUUUUUCAAUUAGCUUUUUAUAUAAAAAAAGGGUUUGUGUGUAAUUUUUUGCUUUAUUUUUUAAAUUUUUUACAAAAAAAAUUAUGUGAUAGUAGAGUGUGGUAAAUACCUAAAUUAAACAUACAAACCCUGUAAAUAUAAAUCCAAAUUACCAAAAGUAAUUUUUGCUUAUUUACAGUUAACGAUGCGUUCAUUGGUAGGUUUUGGUGUCGUUUAGUCCAAAUUGUUGUGCCAAAAGUUUUGUCGUUUUGAGUAUUGUGUGAGGCGUGGUACCCUUGGUUGAUAUCCUUUGAGAUCUUUGUAAAAAACAUGUUAGAUUUGAUUUGAGGUUUUAUAAGUCUGAUUUGCAAAAUAAUCAUCAAAUUUGAAAUUUUAAUUUAAUUUUAAACUGCAUAUACAUCAAGUUAAUCGUUUGAACCAGUUAGUAGACGUUAUAGUGUGGCUUUAGUGAGAAAUGAGUUAAAAAGUGGCUUAUAAAUUUAAAUUUGCAGUUAAAAGCUUAAUUUUAAGUGAUUCGUCAAUUUAAAUGUUGUUUUCACUAUUUUAAUUUGAUGUUUUGGCUAAUUUGGAUGUUUUAGGUAUGGGCAGAGAAGUUGACAACCUUAUCAAAGAGAACACUGAGCUUUUGGAAACAAAGAACGCUCUGAAUGUAGUCAAGAACGAUCUUAUUGCUCAAGUUGAUCAGCUUUCUAGGUGAGUUUUUGGGAUUUUUUGACUUUUUUUUUUGGUUUUUUACUGCAAUUUUUGAGAUUGAUUAAUAUUAUUUUUCUAUUUUUGAUUGAUUUUCACCUAAUUUUGGCUAUCAUUUUAGUGAAAACGAGGUAAUCCGAGAAGAACUCAACUCUCUAGAAGUCAACAAGAUGAAACAAGCCGAGAAAAUCAAGGAACUAGAGCAAGAGCUUAAGACCGUCAAGGAAAAGAUCAAUGAAGAACAGCCGGAUGAACAAGACGAUGUUCCAAUGGCCCAACGUAAACGAUUCACAAGAAUCGAAAUGGCCAGAGUACUAAUGGAGAGGAAUCAGUACAAGGAGAAGUUGAUGGAACUUCAAGAAGCCGUGAAGUUCACGGAAAUGCAACGGGUCAAGAAAAUGAACCAUGCUCAACCACAGAGCAAGGGUCGGAUUUGGGACUUGUGAGUUUUGGAUAUUUUGAUUUUGAUGACAUUUUUUAAAAUUAAAAAGCAUUUUUAAUAAAAAAAAGUUGAAUUUUAUGAAAAUUUAUAAAUUUGUUACCUAAAAAAGCCGUUUUCAAAGUUUAAACCUAGAUUUUGAAAAACUUGAUGUCAUUUUAGCUUCUCUGGUCUAUUUGGUGAAACCCCCACCCCAGCUCCGAGCAAACGACCAGCCCGCUCGAACAGCCAAGUCAGAAAACAGCGCCUAACCCGCACCUUUGAUAUCGACAUGGACAAUGUGCAAGAAAAGCGAAUGUCCGAAAGAAGACAACAGUACAAGGCAGUAAGCCAACACAUGAAAAAAGAAGACGAUUCAAGGACUAGAGCUUAUGGAUGGUCACUCCCGGCAACGUCAGAUGCUCAAGAAACGCUGAGAGUGCCGGUACCAGUCUGUUGUCGACCACUUUUGGAUCAACAGCCAUCGCUUAGGGUAGGGAGAAUGACUUAGUUUUUUAGAGUUAAGUUUAUGUAAUUUAGGCUUAAUUAUAUAAAUUUUAGACUUAAGUACAUAAAUUUUAGGCUUAGGCUUACGUAACUUAGGCUUAGGUACUCAAAUUUUAUGCUUAGGUUUAAGUAAAUAGAUUUUAGGCUUACGUAAUUUAGGCUUAAGUACGUACAUUUUAUUCUUAUUUACAUAAAUUUUAGGCUUAGGCUUACGGAAUUUAGGCUUAAGUACGUACAUUUUAUUCUUAUUUACAUAAAUUUUAGGCUUAGGCUUACUGAAUUUAGGCUUAGGUACAUAAAUAUUAGGCUUACGUACUUUAGGCUUAAGUACAUAAGUUUCAGGCUUACGUAACUUAGGCGUAGGUACACAAUCUUAGGCUUGCGUAAUUUGGGAUUUUGUAAUUUAGGCUUAAGUACGUACAUUUUAGGCUUAGGUACAUAAAUUUUAGGCUUAUGUAGUUUGGACUUAAAGACGUAAAUUUUAGGUUUAAAAUGUUUUUUUCAGAUCUGGUGUGCCUCAGGCUCAAUCCUCUACGGUGGUAAAGAUCUAAACGGCCGUUACAUUACCGAUGACAGUUCGUUGUACGCCGAUCCAACCAAGUUUUGGCCGUCGGACGAGACUCAACAAAAGCUUCUGCUCGAACAAUGGCCGAUUUGGGAGUCGAGCAGUUUGGUGUGGAUCUGUAGUUCAAACGAAAAGAGGAGUUAUGUGACAGUUUUGGACUCAAACAACCCCAACUGUAUUAUCGACUGCUUUAGUGUGUGCACAUCGCAUUUACUGUGCAUUUCGUCUGUUCCUGGUAAGGGUUUUGGGUUGGCAUGGUGAGGGAUUUGACAAAAAUUAUUGAAAAUUUCGAUAAAAAACUUACAUUUUAAACCUUCAGGAGCCCUAGAAGAUGAUGUAGAGCUAACAGAUCCAAAAGGAACCUACGUCAGACAAGGUGGCUAUAUCACAAACCUUCCAUCUGAUUUGGCCGCCACGGAAACCUUUGGCCAAGUACAUUGGGUUGAUUUAAGACCUUCGGAUGUGGACGAUGUGCCAACGUUCUGCUCUGUUGAUGAAAAGGCUUCACCUAAGAGAAGCAGAGAUUGUAGGUGCUUGAAGUUUUCAAGUUUAGAUUUGGGGGGGCUGCAGUUUUAAAAUUAGGCGGGGGGGGCUGAAGUUUUAAAAUUAGGUGGGGGUGGGGUGAAGUUCAAAAUUUGUUUUUAAGGGUUGUUUUUUGAAAUUUUGGGUUUUAAAGAACUUUUGUUUUUGAGGCAUAGGUGUUAUAACUUAUAAAUAUAUAUUAUACUUGAUAUUAGGCUUAAUUUUUUUCAAAUUUGUAAUAUUUUUUAAUUCUCUAAGUUUCAGUCAGCAUAAGCGAAGUACCAGCUGAUAAGAACCUGGAAGAGUCUGGAGAAACAGGUAGGUUAAUUUUUCAAAAUGAAAUUUUAAAUUUUGUCAGUUUUGUCUUAUGGAGUGCACAAUUGUGAUUCAUAACAUGAAUUCACGUUCUAACUGUACUAGUCUUGAAAUUGAAUAAAAAAGAUAAAUUUGUCAUCUUAUGGCACUUUUUUUAAAAAUGCUACUUUUAUAUUUUUCUACGAAAUACAACUAUAUCUAUAGAUUUUUUGCUCUUUUGGUUAACUUUUCUAUCCUAAACCAACUAAAAAUUUGAAAAAAUGAAAUUUUACUAAUUUGAAAAUCUUUUCGAAAAUUCAUGAUUUUUUGCUCAGUAGCUCCGCCGAAGCCGGUGAAACGCGUAGGCUUUGAAAUCAUGGGCCUUAAUGACACUAGCGCCCGCUCGAAAGUAACUUUAUUGGAAAAGGCGGCGUUAACAACCCAAGCGGAUCCACCAACAACAGCGGCCGAACCAGCAAAACCAGUCGAAACGGAACAAAAAGGUCUGGUUCAUAAAUUGUUGUUGUUCUUUGGUGAUGGUGCUUAUUUCUUCGUUUGGUGCUUUUGUUUUGCUUUUUUUCUUCUUUUGGUGUUUCUGUUUUAUUUUUUUUUCUUUUUUUGGUACUUCUGUUUUGCUUUUUUUCUUCUUUUGGUGCUUUUGUUUUACUUUUUUCUUCUUUUGGUGCUUUUGUUUUACUUUUUUUUUCUUUUGGUGCUUUUGUUUCACUUUUUUUUUUUCUUGUGAUUCUUGAUUCUUUGGUACUUUUGAUUUUUUCAUGGUUUUUAUCUUAAUUUUCUGUUGUUUUUGAAUUUUGAAAGGCCCGGACUAAGUUGUUUUAGUUGAUUAUUUAAGGUUUUUGGUUGAUUUUUUAUAUUAGCUGGCUUUGGUCGGAGCAUUGGUAUCUAAGAUACUAUUUUUUAAAGUAUUUUCCACAUACUAUAUUUAUUUGUACUUUUAUUAGGCAUGUUAAACAUUUUUUUGGAUUUUAUUUCAAAUGGUUAGGACUUCUGUUUUGUGCACAACUUUACUUUAUUUGUGUUGCUUUCAUUAUCAGUUAUCAAUUUGUACUUGAAAAUAAGAAAAAUUAAUUGAAAAAUGAUUUCAGAUGAAGUUGAAAUGGCCACCUACUCGAACAUUCUCCCACACAUUCGUGACGCCUUGAACAAGUACGAGAAACUGCAGGAGAUGACUACAGCAUUGCCCACAAUGUGGAUGGGAUUGGAGAAUGAUUUGUGAGUUUGGGUUGAUUUUUUGGAUAAAUUUUGAUUUUUAUGGAGGGUGGGAUGAGUUAUGAAAUUUGGGUGAAGAUUGUCAUUAGUUAUGACAUUUUUAUAAAGUUUGUUAUAAGUUAUGACAUUUUGUAUAAAUUUUGUCAUAAAUAAUGUUGAUUUUCUCAGCAUUUAAGAUUUUUGAUACUUUUUAGUAUUGUCGUUCACUCAAGUACCGCGGAAUGGAGAAAGUGCUUGCUUAGAAUCAAAAUGGCCGAUGCUGUACUUCAUAUACUGUAAGUUUUCAGUUUUCAAAAAUCAAAAAGAUAUUUUAAGCUUUUACUACACUAUAAUAUAGCUUUACAUCUUUAACACAGUACCAAUUAUACUAUUUCAGCCACUACAAGGGAAUGGUAUUCGCCGCCUUGGCCAACGGAACAAUCGCCGUCUUCCACAGAGAUCCAGAAGGCCGAUGGGCUACAGACGGGUAUCAUAUCAUUCGUCUGGGACAAGCCACAAGCUCCGUAUGCAACAUGACCAUCGUGGAAGAUAAGAUCUGGGCCGCGUACAGGAAUUGCAUCGUUAUCAUUGAUCCAACUGAUUUGACCAUUGAGGUAGGGUUAAGAAACGUUAGGGUGGGCUUAAGAUUAGCUAUAAUUUUGAAAGUUUGUUUAUGUUAAGCUAAAUAAGCUUGAGGGAAGUGUAUAUAGCACUGCUUGAUUUUAAGAUCAAUAGGUAGCUCAAUAUACCAACAUCAUUAGUAUAAUACUAAUUUUAGGUUUGAUUGUCGUAUUUUACUAUAAUUAACAUAUAAAUAUAAGCUAAUAUCACAUCGUUUUAGACCGCAUUCGUGGCCCAUCCCCGCAAAGACAGCCAAGUCAAACACAUGGUGUGGGCGGGCGAAGGCGUCUGGGUAUCCAUCCGACUAGACUCCACCAUCAGAUUAUAUCAUCCACAGACGUUGCGCCAUCUACAAGAUGUAGAUAUCGAGCCCUACUUGGCGGUAAUGCUCGGAAACACCAAAAUCGACCAUCUACAUCUCCGCAUCACCUCGUUGGCGGUCCUAAACCGAAAACUUUGGAUUGGCACAGGUACUGGAGUCAUCAUUGCUGUACCAUUAUCAAACGAAGGCAAUGAAAAGGUGGAAAUCGGCAAUGAUGAGAACAAAAACGAGCCCGCAUCUCCUGGUGGAUUGGUGAGAGUUUACGGGAACGAGAAGAAGGACGACGCCUUCAUCCCCUACUGCAACAUCUCACAAGCACAGUUCAGUUUCCAUGGACAUAAGGACUCGGUGCGCUUCUUCUUGUGCGUACCCGCAGGUAAUUAUUACUAUUUUGAUAUUGUUUUUGCUGUAGUUUUCCAACCUUGUACCUUUAUAUUGAAGUAAAAAUGUAUUUUGAUUGAAUUCGACCAAUUAUAAUAUAUUUAUUAGGUUCCGACAUAAAGAACCCGCCAUUGUUUACAGGAAAUUACGGGGAAACUAUGGCGGGUUCUUUAUGUCGGCACCUAAUAUACCUUUAACAUGAGGAAAAUCGUUUUUUUUUUCUCCUUGUUACUCGAUAAACUACACUGGAUUCUUGACUAACAUAGCAUAAAAUUGGAAAGUCAUGAAGUGCUUACUCCGUUAAUUAUACGGUUUCGUGGUAAUAAGCCCUAUACCUAUUAAUAGGUAGUAAAUAGGUUGUUAUUCGAGUGUGUGAGGAUAAGCCACAUAAUUAGAGGCCCAAUUAUAAUUUAAAAACAAUAAUUAGUUUUGCCAAACAUUCUCGAACAUUCUUAUUACUAAGUGCACUGUGCAGGUAUCGAAACCAACUGCACGGUGCAGUGCACUGUGCAAAGACUUUAUAAGUAAAGUGCAGGAAAUUUUGAUCCUUUUUAGAUGAAACUGAAAUGAAAUUUUUAAAAUUAACGUUUCUCGUUUUAGAUGGUGUGACAAAGAACAUGACUUCAGCGUUGGAAAGCAGAAAGUUGUUGGUAACGUCCGGUGGCGAUGGUUAUAUCGACUUUAGGCUUGGUAAGGACUACUCUAAUUGAUUUUUAAAACCCAUACUAUUUUUAAAAAUAUGAUUUCUGAAUUUGUUGGAUUACUCAUACCCUUCUGAAACUUUACUUUUUGUUAUGACAGCCCAAAUUAAAAAGCAACCGUAACAUAGCACUAAAAAUAUCUAUAACAAUAUAAUUUUAGGCGAAGACGAGCCCACUGACGAGCCCCGCGUCCGUGACAUGUCCCAUCUAAUCGUCUGGGAAAAUGACACUCCAAACCCAUAUCGACAACUUUAA
Bursaphelenchus okinawaensis is the source of this 10017-nucleotide messenger RNA. The record is from the annotation of a GenBank genome assembly. NCBI's taxonomy places the organism in Eukaryota, Metazoa, Nematoda, Chromadorea, Rhabditida, Aphelenchoididae.